Molecule: messenger RNA, 2344 nt
Organism: Betta splendens (Siamese fighting fish)
Lineage: Eukaryota; Metazoa; Chordata; Actinopteri; Anabantiformes; Osphronemidae
Product: clarin-3
Exons: 4
Coding region: 961-1638 (225 amino acids)
Source: RefSeq, a predicted model, not a curated record
GGGAUUCGUGUCGUGUCGUGGCAUUCUGACUUUACAAAGCACAACAAAAUGCACUCGCGGCCGCCGUCGCGUUUAUCAACAAAAAGCUGAACAAAAGUAAAUCUUCAGACUCGACUCGUAACAAGUCCCGGCAGAUUCAUCCGUGAUUUUCUACCGACGCACUGUAGCCUGUGCGCGCAGGCAUGUCGGGACCGGCUCAGCCCACAUACACAGGCACGUGUCGAACCCAAAGAGGACUCAUCCUCAUUGUUAUAAAAGGUAAACAGCGGCUCAGCGUGAGCAAACACACACUUCAGCGGAGGCGACGACCCAAACUCCAAACGCUGCUCCAUUAAAGCCCCGACGGUGGUUGUGAAACGCACAACACGAGGACAAAAAAUAAUCACAAACGGGGGACGGAGUCGCCGCAACGCUCGCGCUCCACGCGCACCUGAAAUGGACGGUGAGCGACCAGCCGCGCGCGCGGCUGCGCCUAAUGAGCAGGACCUGAAGCAUGAACACGUCAUCGGUGAAAUGAUCCCCAUCAUGGAUGACACACGUGAUCGCUGUGAUUAUCAUUCCUCACCCCGAGGAGAGGCGCGUGUCAAUCAUUAAUCUGCUCCGCGUUUUAUGAAGAUCAGGACCUUGAAUUCGAGGCUGUGGAAUCUGCUGCUUUCAACGUGGACUCAAAGGCGCGUGCAGGGUUCUGCUGCAGCACCAGAACCCCAGUGCUUUGCACGUGGAGACGCACGGCGCUCUCCCGUCCGUUCGUCCCGUCGGCCCCGCGCUCGCGCCCGGGCCGACGGGACGCCAUGACAACCAGGCUCCCGAAGCAAAGGUCGCAGUCGUUACACAGAUUUUACGACUUACAGUCCGCGCUUCACUCCGCCCAGGAAGGGGAGCUCACACGGUGACUCCUUCCAGAACCAGGAGCGUCCCUCAGACGACGCGCGCUCACGCACACUCGGACCCCCGUCAGCCAUGCCUUCCGCUGUGAAGAUGCUGUUCUUCCUGUCCAGCGCGCUGGCCACCGUCGUAGCGGUGGGGCUGCUGGGAUACGGCAUGUCCGCACGGUGGGCCACGGUCACCAUGUCAUGCGCAAAGAAGGGCACCGGCAACUUUAACGGGUCGGCGCUGAUCACCAUGGGCCUCUUCAGCGGCGAACUGCAAAGGCAGUUUUGCCCCUUUGGAAACACUGACAAGUUUCAAGUGUUUUCGGUGUUGCAGGGCACCGCCGUCAGCCUGCACGCCGUGGUGCUGGUUCUGUUGGGCCUCGGGCUGCUCUUCUCCGCCUGCACCAUCCUCAUCUCCCUCUACAACAGCGUCAGCAACCCGUACGAGACCUUCAUGGGGCCGAGCGGCGUCUACGCCUGCGGCUCGCUCAGCGCGUGCCUUUCCUUCGUCGCCCUCAUCAUCUACGUGGUCAACGCCACCGCCACCUCCAUGGCGGAGGACGUGGUGAAGAGCGACAACAGCGACGUGGAGCUGCGGGACCAGUCGUCCGCCAUGGAGAUCGGCUACUUCUUCGUGGUGCCGUACGCGGUGAUGUCCCUCGUCGCCGUGGCCGUGAUCGUCGUGUACGACCGCGCCGCCUACACUCACAGGCGGGAGCAGCAGAGGCCCACGGAGGACGCGCCCAAGGAGAUCAUGAUGUACUAAACGCACGGGAGGACGCUUCAGGGACACUGGUGAGACGCCCAGCAGCACAUCUGGGUCACGGUACUGUGGAGGAGCCCCACACGCUGAUGCUGUAGGUAUAUGUGUACAAACCCCACCAAAGCACACAGAGGGGAUUCGUUGAUCUCUGCUGCCCCCUGUCGUCGAGAUUGUGUAAAUGCAGCGAGUCGAGUCAAAACCAGGUGAAAGAAAAAUGAAAGCGAAAAUGAUUUGUUUCUCUUUGCUCAGUCUUCAAUCCGCCGCUAUAGAAGACUGGGGCGUUAACUUGAGCACAUUUCACUUUAAACUUUUAAUUCUCAUCCACUUCAGGAGGGAUCCAAAUGCUUCUGCCUGUGUUGAUUUCAAACGGGACCUCGUGUGACGCCAUUAAUCGUUUUAGUCGCAAUGAUGUCUAAUGAGUGCGACUUGUUGCAGAUGAUUUUCUACAUGGAAACAUUAAAUCAACUUAAAUCGAAUAAUAUUGAAAGCAGAAGCCAGGCGUUUUGUUUAUUUAUUUGCAGUCAUUUCAACCAUUUAUUUGUCACUUUUAUUAUUUAAAUGCCUGUUCAUUUAUUUCUUUAAAUAAAUGUCAUUUUCUUGACACAUCUAAACUAGAUUAUGCAGAUAUUGCAUCUAAGUUGAUAUAAUAGUUUCUCAUAAAAUUAAACAUUUUCCUAAUAAAAUCUUUAUCUUUUCCAAAAGUGUCCUG